GUAGUACCAGCGAGUCGCUAGGUUUGUCCAAGAAGUCGCUAUAUUUGCCGCUAGUCGCUUUUUAAAAAAAGUCGCUAAAGUUGGCAAAACGUAAACUCUAUAUAACCCGAUAUGAAAUGUGUGAGUAGAAAAACAUGCGGUCACUCACGCGGAUGGCUAACAGAGGAGCGCGAGAGGAAAAGCCCCUCCUACUAGUGCAAUGUUAACGCUUUUUUUGUGAUCUUUAAAUCAUGAGCAAGUGGAAAUUCUCAACCUAUUGCGCGUUUGCUUCGAGCCAGGACCACUACAUUCAAAACAAAAUGUUGGCUGCUACCGGAAGACUCCCAAGGUUUUUGCUAAUAUUCAGUUUAGUACUGAACUGCACUAUAGGUGCUGACACUGGCUGCGAUGACUGGAGUCUUAAUGGAAGUGAUGUCUGCUGCAAGAGAUGCAAGCCAGGGAACCGCUUGGUGGAGAGUUGUGGAAGAGACCCAGAACAUCUUUGUACCCCCUGUGAACCUGACACUUACACAACCAGUCAUGAAUUCUACUGUUUGAGAUGUACCCAGUGCAUAGGUAAACAGUUUACGCUUAAACCUUGCACUAUCAGCAGCGAUACCGUAUGUGGAUGCAAGGCCGGAUAUCGGUGUGGAAAUGACAAAUGUUCUUUCUGUGUUACGGAAUGCAAGGAGGGGGAGGAGCCAACCGAAGAACGAUCUUGCAGAAAAUGUCCAGAGGGAAAAUUCAACGAUAAGAUCCACAGUAUGUGCAAAGAAUGGAAAAAAAGAUUCUCUAGUUGUCCUGAUGGACAGACUUUGGUCAAAGGAAAUGUUACCAGCGACAGUAUGUGCACAUAUUUAGAAGUUUUUGUUACAGAACCUAAACCUAACAAAAAAACUGAUUUGAUGGAUAAAAAAGAACCAAGAAAAUGGCUUCCAGUUUACAUUGCUGUAGGGAUGGCAGGGUUUGCUGUCCUUUGUAUCAUAGUAUCAGUGGUUGCAUAUGUAAAGGCACAAAACAAAACAGAGAAGCCAAAAACAGAUACCCCUGACCAAGACCACUCAGAGUCCAGGAUAAUGGUUGUUGAGCAAGAAGACUGUAGUUUCCGUCAUCCUGAGCAGGAACAGGGUGGCAGCUCAGAGUCCAUCAAUACGCAAGACUCAGAGUCUAAACUCAUAGUGUGAAUUCACUAGACAGCCUUAAUUUUCUUAUCUGACUCUAGCACUGCUUCAAGAACGAGAGGGCACAACCACUGAACAUCUACUAAACUGUGAAAUACAUACUUGACUGGGUGUCUGUCAGCUAUUCCAGUUUGUGUAGAAGUGAUAAAUGGGAACAAAAUGGGUAGUUUCACGUCAGAGGUUUUAACUUCUGAAGUAUAGUGCACCUUAAUAACACAUAGAUGAGAGGUUGUUAAUGUAGGUGUGCAGUAGCAGACAAUAUGUCAACACUUUUAUGAGAGUAGGCGUCAUCUACUGGCGCUUGCGUCACAUUUACAGGUCAAAGCUCUCUUGAAAUACCCUGGUGGGCUUCCCCACUUUUCUGUUAAAAACAACAUCAUUAAAAAAAUUAAAUAAAAGCUCUUUGGACAGAGAACAAAGAGGAUAACCGAAGAGCAAUGAGACCGUUUUAAAUGGCAUGUUUGCACUUUAACUAUUUUUAAUUAAUAGUUCUUUGUCUGAUUGUUUAUAUACUGUAUAU
This is a messenger RNA of Carassius carassius (crucian carp), 1680 nucleotides long. Its product is annotated as tumor necrosis factor receptor superfamily member 9-like. The record is from RefSeq and is a predicted model, not a curated record. The coding region runs from base 231 to 1163 and encodes 310 amino acids. NCBI's taxonomy places the organism in Eukaryota, Metazoa, Chordata, Actinopteri, Cypriniformes, Cyprinidae. Gene Ontology annotation, molecular function: cytokine binding; signaling receptor activity. The transcript is spliced from 9 exons. Gene Ontology annotation, biological process: regulation of cell population proliferation. Gene Ontology annotation, cellular component: external side of plasma membrane.